AUGCUGUCCUACGCGUUGCUGGCGUUCAUUGGCCUGAUCAUUGCAUACGGAGUCAAUACGUACCGCUGCUUCAGAAUCAACCUCGCAGCUGCAAAGCAAUCCGGCAUACCAUACUUCUGUACGCCUGUGUACACGUUCAAUCGAGCGUGGCUGGUCACACAUCGACUGUGGCUGCCGUUCAUCAAGGCGCUGCCUGCAGCAUAUACAACCACAUGGAUCGAUUACUUGACUCCGGACUUCAUCUGGGAUAAGCUGUAUGAUACGUUCCGUGAUCUCAACAGCGAUGUUUUCCUCAUCGUUGCACCCGGCGCCAACACACUCUAUGUUGCCGACCCCGAGGCAAUUAGUCAAAUCACCACCCGCCGCAACGACUUUCCGAAGCCCAUAUGGAUGUACUCAUCCGUCGACCUCUAUGGCAAAAACGUAGUAUCUACGGAAGGCGCGAACUGGCGCCACCACAGAAAGAUCACAAGCCCGCCGUUCACGGAGAAGAACAACCAUCUGGUCUGGGUGGAGUCUCUUCAUCAAGCCAAGAGCAUGAUGGCUGGCUGGGUUUCACCGCAAAUUACUUCCAGCGGCCCAAUCUGGGACAUUGCUGGACAGGCAAUGCGUCUUAGUCUCCACGUUAUCAGUAAAGCCGGGUUUGGCGUGCGACUUCCAUGGCCCCAUGAGGAAGCUGAGGCCGAGAUACCAAAGGGUCACACUCUAUCAUUCAAGGAUGCGUUGAGCUUGCUGCUCGAGAACAUUAUCGUUGUCAUGCUCACUCCUCGAUGGCUAUUGUCCAAUUCGCCACUGCAGAUUCACAAGACUGCCAACGAGGCGUUCAAAGAGUGGGGCCAGUAUAUGCGAGAUCUCUACGAUGAGAAGCGCAACGAGGUCUCGACAGGCGCCGACUCGCGCGAAGGUCUAGAUCUGAUGGGAGCACUAGUGAAGGGUGCAGGUAUUACAUCGAAUGGGAAAUCUGAUUCUGGGAAGCCUGGAAAGCAACUCUUCACGGACGAAGAGAUCUUCGGUAAUGCCUUCGUCUUUACUCUUGCUGGGCAUGAGACUGCUGCCAACACCAUCCACUUCUCUCUACUGUACUUGGCAAUGCAUCCUGAGUCUCAACGUCGACUUCAGAAAGAUCUCGAUGAUAUUCUUGGCGAUCGUCCGGCGACCAAGUGGGACUAUGAUGAAGAUGUGCCGAAAUUGUUCGGUAGCAUGUGCGGAGCUGUCAUGAACGAGCAGCUGCGACUUAUACCACCAGUCAUUGGCAUUCCCAAGAGCACACCUAAGGGUCAACCGCAGGGCUUACAGGUCGGAGGACGCCAUGUGACAGUGCCCGGUAGCUGCUACAUAACGAUUAACACCGCUGCUCUGCAUCGCAAUCCAAAGUACUGGCCACAUACCUCUGAAGAGGAUCUGCUUGAUUUCAGACCAGAGCGCUGGCUCGUAGAGAUGGACGGGAACCAUGAGAAACAUGAAGAGCAGGCUUAUGCUGCAGAAGAAGGUCUGGAUUUCGAUGGGCCUGACAAGCGUCCCGACACUGCAGCAUCCCUGUUCCGGCCUGCGAAGGGUGCGUACGUGCCUUUCAGUGACGGCUACAGGUCUUGUCUCGGACGACGUUUCGCACAAGUCGAGAUCCUGGCUGUCAUCGCCGUGAUCUUCAAGACGUGGUCGGUAGAGCUGGACACCAGCAUGUACUUGCCGGAGAGUGAGUUUGCAACCGCCACCGCCGAGAAGAAGCGCGAGGCGUGGGAUAAGGCUGAUGCACGAGCGAGGGAUUUGCUGAUGCAUGGCAUGAUGACCAUUAUCACGAUCCAGAUGAGGAAGGAUAAGGUGCCCAUGAGGUUCGUCAAGCGUGGUCACGAGCGAUUCAAUUACGCUAAAUAG
This is a messenger RNA of Recurvomyces mirabilis, 1872 nucleotides long. RefSeq lists its product as uncharacterized. The transcript is spliced from 3 exons. Lineage: Eukaryota; Fungi; Ascomycota; Dothideomycetes; Mycosphaerellales; Teratosphaeriaceae. Gene Ontology annotation, molecular function: heme binding; oxidoreductase activity, acting on paired donors, with incorporation or reduction of molecular oxygen; iron ion binding. The record is from RefSeq and is a predicted model, not a curated record. Bases 1 to 1872 code for a protein of 623 amino acids.